Messenger RNA from Rubroshorea leprosula, 680 nucleotides. Lineage: Eukaryota; Viridiplantae; Streptophyta; Magnoliopsida; Malvales; Dipterocarpaceae. The record is from the annotation of a GenBank genome assembly.
ACUCCAUUCCCCUCCUCUUCAUUGUUCAAUUGCAUCUUCUCUUGUUCAUUGAUCUCAGAAUUUUCAAGCUACAAUGGGUGUUUUCACUGAUAACAUGGAGGUCACCACAAAGAUCCCCCCAACUCGGAUGUUCAGGGCCCUUGUCUUUGAUUAUGACAAUCUCAUCUCCAAGAUUAUUGUUCCAAAGGCCAUUCAGAAUGUCGAACUCAUUGAAGGCGAUGGAGGCCCUGGAAGCAUUAAAAAGAUCACCUUUGGAGAAGGAAGCCAAGUCAAGUAUGUGAAGCAUAAGAUUGAAGCAAUCGACGAGAAGGGCUUCUCAUUCAACUAUAGUGUCAUAGAAGGUGAUGCUCUGAUGAACAAUCUUGAGAAAAUCUCUCACGAUAUCAAAUUUAUGGCAGCUCCAGAUGGAGGAUCCAUUUGCAAGAUCGGCAUCAGCAAGCAUUAUACCAUUGGUGAUAUUUAUAUCAAGGAAGAAGAUGUCAAAGCGGAGAAAGAAAGGGCCUUGGGAUUGUUCAAGGCAGUAGAAGCUUACCUCCUCGCAAACCGUGGAGCUUGUAAGAUGAAAAUUGAUUGAGUCUUUAUUUGGCUUGUCUGAUUGUUUUACGCUUCUGGAUAAAUAAUAAAGGAAGGAUUUGUUCUUCCUAGUACUUUGUUUGCCUUAAUAAAUGUAGACCAGUCUG